AUGACCUCAGACCCAAAUGCAAAAUAUACAGCAGAGGAUUUCAGUAAUACAAAUCGCCAGCGUAGACCUAGGUGGCCAGUUUAUGGGGCAAAUCUUCAGAGGCAUGUUACACAUCAGACCAACCAGAUGAACUGGGCUGAGGCCACCCGGAGACAACUUCUACAGCUUCCUGUUCUAGAUACUGAGUCAAAAGACUACUAUACUCAGUAUAACGCCAAUGACGACAACGAGCGUGCUUGGGUCCCUCAAUCACAGUCUAAUGCCAACGGGUCUACAAUGCCAAUUAUGGAACCAGACUCGGUCUAUACAUGUACAGAGGAAGCCUAUCAAACCGACUACAAUGAAGCUUUAUUAAGAGACAAUGACUACUCAGAUGAUGGCUCUGUGGAGAGUCCUCAAGUUCUCCGGUAUAUCUUUGACGCGAACAAUAAGACGGCUGCCAAGAUGGUAAUCCUCACAUCAUACGACACACUUUCUGCAAGAACUCUCCAGAAGCCCCGUCAUCAACCAGGUGACAAAGAUAGGCUUAUCCAGCCUUCGGAGUGGAAAAGUAAAUGGAAGGGAGUUUUCCACACCGUCAUCCUAGAUGACGGGCAUAAGGUCUGCAAUUCCUUGACGCAGAUCCAUGUUGCAGUGGCAAGGUUAUGUGUGAAACACCACUGGUUUCUAACUGGUACUCCAGUCCAGAAUCAAAGCCUGGAUAUAUUGGGACCGUUGAAUAUCCUCUGGCCCGAGAUCAGGAAGGGCGCCCACCUCACCAAAGAACGGAUUAGGUGGCUUGGAACGCUAAAAGGCACUUACCAAGACUUCGAUCUUCUACUAGAGCCAGAUGUCCUACCUACAUCAUGGAAAUGCCUCAUUGCAGCUGAUCCAUACCAUGUUCGCCAGCUUCUCAACCGCGGCAAUAGAAAAACCAUCAAUAGACUAUAUAGGUGCAUGGAACAGUUAUUGGUACUCCGGCAGUCGACUGCCACUUCAAUCCCUACAGACAGCAAUGGCAGCCAUUUGCAACUGAAGAGCCUUAUGCUCCCGCAUGAAAUAACCACAGCACUGCUUAGGAUGACCUCUUCGGAAGCUGCGGAAUAUCAAUUCUUCCACCAGGGUUUCAUUAAAAGGGAUUACGAGGAAGGGUUGGAGAUUUGGUUGAAAGAAAAGGAGCACCAAGUAGAUCCUACUGCUGAUCUAAAGAGUUUUCCCUGCAUCACUGGCCCAAUGUGUUCCAUGACUAUCAAUGCUGUCUCGACCUUAUUGAGUCGCUUUCACCAAACCUUUACUCACACCAAGGUGUGA
Molecule: messenger RNA, 1290 nt
Organism: Pseudogymnoascus destructans
Lineage: Eukaryota; Fungi; Ascomycota; Leotiomycetes; Thelebolales; Thelebolaceae
Exons: 4
Coding region: 1-1290 (429 amino acids)
Molecular function (GO): ATP binding; ATP-dependent chromatin remodeler activity
Source: RefSeq, a predicted model, not a curated record